Messenger RNA from Spinacia oleracea (spinach), 960 nucleotides. RefSeq names its product F-box/kelch-repeat protein At3g23880-like. The transcript has a single exon. NCBI's taxonomy places the organism in Eukaryota, Viridiplantae, Streptophyta, Magnoliopsida, Caryophyllales, Amaranthaceae. Gene Ontology annotation, molecular function: protein binding. The record is from RefSeq and is a predicted model, not a curated record. The coding region runs from base 1 to 960 and encodes 319 amino acids.
AUGGAAGAUUAUCUUCCAUUAGAUCUUGAAUCAAACAUCCUCGUAAGAUUACCAAUCAAAGACCUUAUUCGCUGUCAGUGUGUUUGCAAGCGUUGGCGUGAUGACAUCAUCAAAAACCCGUAUUUCAUCACUUCCCACACUCGGCAUUAUCUUCUCGAAAGUAACAAGAUAAGUGACUCCAUCAUCUUUUUUAGUCGAGACACAUACUCAUCUGGAUUGUGCUUUUUAGAUUACCAUACCCCGAAAGUUGUUAAGAAGGUAACUCACUUUCAUAACUUUCAGAAUUCUAAGAAUGUUGAACUCGUUGGUUCUUGUAAUGGCUUGCUUUGCUUUCGAGAAUUAGGUCAGAAUUACCCAAUAAGGUUUACGCUUUACAACCCGUUAACCGAUGCCUCUAACGAUAUAACGCCUUUGGUACCAAAACAAGAUUAUGCGGGUCAAGCGGGUCAAAUUGAGAUGAUCGGGUUCGGUUAUGAUAGUACCAAAGAUGAUUAUAAGAUUUUAUGCUUCUCCACAUUCAAUGUACAAUCUGAUAACUUUUGUGUGGUUUAUAGCUUGAAGAGUAAUACAUGGAAAUACAUCAAACCUCAUCAUAAUAACAUCGUGAAAAAUAUAAACAGAAAUCCAAGUAUGGUUUUCUGUAAUAAUGCGUUGCAUUGGAUAGCUUGCAAUAAUAAGUCAAAUUCAACCUCGAAGUUAAUAAUAGCUAAGUUUGACCUUGGAACUGAAGAAUAUAAUGAGGUGCCAUACCCUAAAAAAUGGAAUAAUUGUGUUGGUAAUUUGGAGUCAUUGAUUGUAUUAAGGGGUCGUUUGCAUUUCAUAAACUAUUAUCGCCAAUGGCGGAGCCAGGAAUUCAACGUUGGGGAGGCGAGAAAAAUAAACUUGGAAGUGUGGGUUAUGAAGGAGUAUGGUGUGAAACAAACAUGGGAGACGUUGAUAGAAGUAAACAACUACAACUAA